Molecule: messenger RNA, 3635 nt
Organism: Ceraceosorus bombacis
Lineage: Eukaryota; Fungi; Basidiomycota; Exobasidiomycetes; Ceraceosorales; Ceraceosoraceae
Source: the annotation of a GenBank genome assembly
AUGGGCGAUCGCUUCGCUGCACUGGCUGGCUACGCUGGGGAUGAGACGGUAGCGACGGAUUACAACAGGACUGGGCCAGGAGGGCUGACCAUGGCAGGGCUCGACACGACCGACGACUCGAGCAUUGCUCCUGCUGCUCGCAGUAAGCCAAGCUCUUCUGCACCUCGGCCGCUCUCGCCACGCAAAUCCAAUGUACCCACUAAUGCUCCAUCUGCGAUCGGAAAGCCUGUUGCGGGCGCGAGAACAGCUUCUGGUUCCAAUGUCAAGGCUUCCAGAGUGCCGCUUCGCAACGAUUCAGCUACCGAGCCUUCGACGCCUCAAGCUGCCAUCGACAAGCGCGCCCACAAAUCGCGCGCAGAGGUACCCGCCACAGAUCGCAAGCAGGAUCCGCGCAAAUUGCAAGGCAUCAGGAUCGUGGAUGGUGAGGACUCGGUGGCGCCUUAUGGCGAGGUGGACGAUACUGGCAUUCUGGAGGACAGCGAUGCAGACUUCAUUCGCGCUCAGCAAGAUUUAUCGCGAGCCAACGAGACGUCGCUCGCAAAUGGCACGAGCCUUGAAGAGUCUGCGAUCGGAUUGACCGAGGCACAGGCAGAGAAAGCUCGCCGAGCAGCGGGUCUGAGCAUGAAGGUAGCCACAGAGCGCAACGAUCAAUUGACAAAGGAGAACAACGACUUGAAAAUCGAGGUGGAUCUUCUCAGGCAGCGUUACAAGCAUUCGGACAAUGAUGUCAUGCAACAACUGGUCUCCAUCACUCAGGAGCACCGAAGGUUGCAAGCCCGUCUCGCGAAGCAGGAUCAAUUCAUUCGGGAAGCGGGACCGGAAUUGGCCGCAUACAAGAAGCUCCAAAGGCGCAUCGGCAAGGAAGACCCUGUUGCUCUCAGAGCCGAAGCGCAACGAGCUCAGGCUGAGGCUGAAGAGCAUCGCUCAGCUCGCGAAGCGCUGGAAGAGGAGCUUGCAGACGUCCGCAACCAAUCCGAGGUGAGCAGUAGCCGAUGUGCGCCCAGAGCGAGACGCCGACUCAUCUACUCAUUGCGCCUCGCCACACUAUAGGAAGCAAAAGCGGAUCUGGAAGCGGAGAGGCAGGAUCAUCAGAGCGAAUUAUACACUCGCCAGCAAGAAAUUGCCGAUCUCGAAGACCAGAUUGAGCAGCUCCAAGAGCGUGCAGAGACGCAUGGCAGAACCGAUGCCGAGCUCGAAGAAAUCAGAGAGCAGCUGGAUGCGCUGCAAGCCGAGAACAAGGCGUUGACUAUGGAGCUUGAUCAGCUGCAAGCGAAGAAUAGCGAUUUAGAAGGGCGAGUCGAUGACCUCGACGCGGAAAAUGCUGACUUGGCAAAGAUUGAGGGCGAGCUUCAACGCGAGCUUGACCAGGUGCAGCGACGCUUGGCCGACGUGGUCGAUGAGCGCGGUGCGGAUGAGCAGCACCAUCAGCAGCAGAUUGUCGACGAAGUUGGGGCAGCCACGCAAGCCUUGAGAAUCCAGUAUGAAGCCGAUAUCAAUGCGCUCAGGGACGAGGGCAAUGCGGAGAAGGUGCGCGUCGAGGAGCUCGAAGCAACGCUUGACGACUACGAGCAUCGGAUGGAUGAGCAGCUGGAGCGCAUCGAGCACCUUGAACUUGAAAACCAGAACACCGCCAAAGCGUUGGCGGAAUCCGAAGCGGAGCUGGACGAGCUGCUUCGAGAGAAAUCAGAGCUUGAGAGUCUCCUUGCGACCAAAGAGACCCAGCUGAACAACACCGAGUCUGCUCGGCAAGCUGCAGAGAGCUACCUCGAGGAAAAGACCCAUCAGCUCCAGCAGUCCGACGUAGAAUUGAGCGAGGCUGCAGGGCGCCUGAGCAAUGCCGAGGAAAGAAUUGAGCGCCUCAAUGCGGAUCUUGACGAAGCACGUCACGACACGGAUGAGCUGUUGCAAAACUUUGGCGAAGAGCGCGAUCGCUACGUCAGAAAGAUUCAAGCACUCAGAGAGCGUUUGGAGGAUCGCGAUAGACAGAUCGAGGCGCUCCAAGCUCAAGCUGAUACCACGCAGCACGAUAUGACCAAUGGAGCGGAAGUGAGAGCUGCCUUGUCACAUAGGGUGGAGCAACUCGAAGAAGAGCGCGAUGAUCUUCGUGAAGAGACUGCGAAGCUGCACGCCAAGCUGGAGGACAUGCUUUCCGAUCUGCGCACUGAGGAGCAAGAACGCGAAGACGAAGCUCAGAAACACGCCAACGCAAUGGAAGACCUUCAAGAUCAACAUCGUCGUUUGGUAGACGAGAAGGAAGCGGACAUCUCCUCAAUCGAAGCUGAGCUUGAGUCAUCCAAGAAGGCAUUGCAGACGUGCAAGGCGGAUCUCCAGACCUUGCAGAGCGUAUUGCGUAACAAGGAGAUGGAGAGCGACCGUCUCGGCAAGACUCACUCGACGGAUCGACACUCUCUGGAGCUAGAAAUUGACCGCCUCAAGAGAGACUUGACCAACUGCGAAUCCGAUCUGGAACGCUCUCGCAAAGAUUUGGACCGCAAAGAAGAUGCUCUGAGAGACAAGGAGGCGCAGCUGUCUCAACUGCACGCUGAUAUCAGAACGCUCAACGAUAGGGUUGCGAAGGAGAGCAGCGGCAAGUCGAGCCUGGACGAGAAGCUGGAGAGCAAGGAACGCGCGAUCGCUGCGAUCCAAGCGGAGCUAGACGAUGCUCGAGUCAAGGUUACUCAGCUCGAAGAGGAGCUCAAUGACGGCGAACGUUCCAUGAUGCAAGAUCAACAGCAAAUACGCAACCAGCUCACCGAGCGCAACACUCUUUUGCUGAACGUGUACCAGUUCAUGGGCAAGAUCCUCAGCGCUGACAGGCUCGGCGGUGCGAGCGGCCCGCGCAAGAGCGGCGCAAAUGACAGCAAGCCUUUCACCAACUUUGCAAUCUUCCACGACAAUUUGACGACGCGCAUGCAUCGCCUUUCGGACAUUCAAGGAUCGUUUGCUGAACGCGUCAAGACGAUCGAGGGCAAGUUUACGGAGCAGUUUAGUGCGCUGAAACGUCAACAGGACAGCAAGUUUAGGCAAUUGGAUCGAUGCGAAGUUUCCAUCAAGACGGCAAGCGACAAGUCGAACGCGUGGAGAGCUCGCAUGGUGGCCAAGCAAUCCGAGCUGGACUUGGCCAAAACGACCGCCGCCGAGCUUCAGACGCAAUUGACUUCCUUCAAGACCCGAUCCAAUUUGGCUUCGACGGGCGAGAACAGCAAAAUGUCGGAUCUGACCUCUAGAGCCAUGAUUGCGGAGAGGAAGCUGAAAAAGGCUCAGGACGACCUGCAUCAGUGCAACGAACGGCUGGUGGAGGAGAAGAAGAAAUCCGCAGAGGAUCAGGGCAACUCGUCGGCUCAAAUCAAGGAGCUCAAGAUGAGGUACAAGAAGCUGGAAGAGAGGCUCAAGAGCGAACGUCAAGGAGCCAAGGAACGCGUCAGCGAGCUAGAAGCCGAGAUGAAGUGAGUACUUUACAGCGUGUGGGCUGCUCUUUCAGCAGUGCGUACACCUCUUUCUCACGCCUUGCACCUGGGACUCGCUUGGGCAGACGCUUAAAGCAACAAGAGCUGGCAGGCACUCAGAAACGUCGUGUCAACGUUGGCAACCUUCACGAUGCGCUCAAGGGCGCUGGUGCGCAGGACACUUCUUGA